Molecule: messenger RNA, 2382 nt
Organism: Actinia tenebrosa (Australian red waratah sea anemone)
Lineage: Eukaryota; Metazoa; Cnidaria; Anthozoa; Actiniaria; Actiniidae
Source: RefSeq, a predicted model, not a curated record
AUGGCGGCUAAAAGAGCUGAAGCUCCUUGGCUUUCACAUGCAAAGGAAGAUAUCUCUAGCACUAAGGAAUGGAAAGAGCUUGUAUCAGAAGUAUUCGAAGCUGUACGACAACAACUAACAGAGAACCAUGUUUCAUAUUUCUCAGACCUCACCGAUUCCGAGAAGAUUCUGUUCUUAGAUCGAGCAUCUAAGCUCGUCAGAACCAGUUUUCGACAUAGUAACUUGGUUGCUAGGGUAUCUGCUAUCCUUGAUCAGCAGAUAAAUGAUGGAAUAAUGGAAGAAUUGAUGAAUCCCUCCAACAAGAAGCCUAAAACAGAGCUUGUAUUGGAUUCUGCUUCUGAUGCGUGUGCGGAUUUGCUUAAAAAAUGGCCAGAUUUGAGGUCCAAACUGUUGACCUGUCUAAACCGACCUUUGCCUUUAAAGCUUAGAAAAGUUAUUUGGGAAAUGUUUCUCUUAAAUCCUAAAAUACGAGAUGAAUACUUGAACAGGAAGCUGAAAAGCUCGAAAACUAACAAUAACACUAAUACGAUAGAGAGUUCCAUUGAGCAAAGAUGUGAAGCGUUCUUGGCUUCAGAACAAAGUUUUCAAGGGCUUUCCUCUCAACAUUCAUCUAUUGUUAUUUACGUUAUGAAAAACUGUCUGACCUACAAACACUCUUCUCUCAAGGAAUCACUGGCAGACACAGACUAUUUGUUAAUUCUUCCAUUUGUUAAGGUUUUAGUACAGGAUAUCAGUAUCCAUGGUGAUAGUUACCAUGGUGACAGUCUUAACAGUACUGUUGCAAAUUUUGUUGGGAUAUUCUUUACAUUUAUGGAGUUGAGGCCUACCUAUAUGAAAGACUCAGGAACAAAGGAAUUUCAUGCAGCACUUAAAGAAAUAGGAGACACCAUGGCAACCAUAUUAGAAUCGCAAGACCAUCAACUUGCAGCAUCAAUAGUGAAGUCAUUUGCUCAAGGCAACAACUCGGCAAGUCUGGCCUCUUGUCUUUCUUCCCUGAUGAGAUCAUAUUUAAGAAGCUCAUUUGUUGGUUACUUACCAAUGGAUGUAGUAUGUUAUAUCUGGGACCAACAUAUUCUAAGUAUGAAGCUACAGAAACUGAACUGCAUACCAACGUUUGCUGUAGUUCUUUUGAUUUUAUUGAAAGACAAGAUUCUCAUGUGUCACAAUGAAAAAGAUGUUGAAGAGGUAUUGUUAAGUGGAGCAAAGGAAUUGAAGACAAGACAAUUCCAGAAUGAGAUUGAUGAAAGGUUCAUGCCAAGUUGGAAGCAACAAAUUAAUGAUCUCCAAGGUUCAGAACUACCACUGGUUGAUCCUGUUGCUACAUUAGGUGCCACACAGCCAUGGACGUGGUGGUUCCAAGAACGACCAGCCACAAGGCAAAGACCUGAAGACAGACAAGCAGCAAGAGAAGCCAGAGAGAUGGAGAGACUGCUUCUUCAAAAGCAGAGAAGGAAGGAAGAAAUCCAAAGACAAAGAGAGGAAGAGCAAACCUUGAGAGACGUUUUUAACAAAGACAAGCAAACCCAAGUUGACAAGAUCACAUCUCUGGAACAUGAACUAACACAAGAGCGUCAAACAAGACACCUGAUGGAGCAAGAAAUGAGCUCAGAGAUAAGACAACUACAGGAACAACUUGCAAGAUUCCAAGCCCAAAAAGGUCAGGAACACCUGGCUCCAUCUAGACACAGUCUAUCAGCUGCCAAGUCAGCAAGUCUUCCUCCAACACCAGUUUCUUCCAUUGCUGUUCCUCAAUCAUCCCAAAAAGAUGAAGUGAAAAACAUCCUUAAGGGUUUACUGAGUCAAGCUAUGUAUGGAGUGAAUCACUUAAUACACGGCACAGCACAGGAAAAUGAAGCAAUACAAGAAGUGGCAAAGCAAGUGUUGAAGACAACAAGACAAGAGUGUGAGAAAGCACAACUAACUUUGUUUGGAAAGGAACUUAGUGAUGAAGACUGGAUUAACAUGACAACAGAACAAAGAUAUGACAAUAAGGAAAUAUUGUUGAACAAACUGAAAGAGUUGCACAGAAAAUAACUCUGGAAAGUAAAGAGUGUAGGUUGCGAGAGUCUGUGAGAUAAAUCGUCCAUGUGUUAUAGUCCUUUAAAAUGAUAUAAUGAUGGUUAAACUAAACAAGUGUUUCAGGCACCACUGAGGAUGAAAAAGUCCACCUGCUACAAGCAAGGACCCAUGGCUCACCAUCCAACCCAGUUGGGAUGUAAUUACCUAAUAUACUACCUACUCAAGGGGGGAGGGGGUGGGAGCAAUGGAGCACAUCUACAGUGACCCCAUUGCCCUGUACGUGUAUGCAUGUGUCCAGUGAGAGACUUCUGACCAGCAUGACUUAAAUUUGUUUAAAAUACAAUUGACAAUGGUGCUAUAUUU